AUGCAGAGCCAUCAUCCUGUGCAGAUUCUGAUAGACGAGAACGAUAUGAGUAUGGAUCAAGUACAAGCGCUGAUGUUAGCUCUAACAUUCCACCAUCAAAUAUCGGACGCGCCAGUGUCUUUACCGGAACCGACUUAUCAAGCUGACGAGUGGGCUAAGCGAGGAAAAAAUUUAUGGAAUGCUUAUAUGCUCCGUCACAACCCAAUCACAAUGGAGUGCGCCGGAGAUUAUGCUACUCCUCCGAUAGACUUCGACGCAAUGACGGACAGACUUGCUUUCUGGAAAACAGAACUCGAGCAUCUC
Molecule: messenger RNA, 303 nt
Organism: Ostertagia ostertagi
Lineage: Eukaryota; Metazoa; Nematoda; Chromadorea; Rhabditida; Trichostrongylidae
Source: the annotation of a GenBank genome assembly